AUGAACAUCAUCACCUUCAUGCAAAACCGGCCUCGACUUACAGGUGUGCUCUCAUUAGCUGCUGCUGGCACGAUAGUCGCCGCAUACCUUGGCAAGCGACGGCUUGACCGCUCAUGCCCGAGAAUCUCCAUCACGGAGCUCCCAAAGUCGAGUGCUUGUCGCAACCUCGUGGAGAGAGGCGAAGCAGUCCCGAAGUCAGUAUGGGGGAUGGAAAGGUCAGCUCUGCUGGCGUCGUGGUCUGGUGGGGACAAAACCCGCUGGGUGCCCUCCUUCGCAGCCCUUGAAGCGGAUGUUCCCGUAUCCCUUCUCGCUGGAUACGGAGCAUUUGACUGCGAAAAGAGCAACGCCGAGAAGGACGACGCGCAUCAUCUGAUGCAGAAUUUAGUUGCCGCCUUUCUUGAUGCGCGGGCCGCGGGGCCGGAGGCGUGGCUUCUGGACAAAGAGGUGCCGCCAUUGUCCUUCGCGCCAGGUACCCUAUUAUUCGGCGAUCAAGCCAGCAUGGGAGCCUUCAUGCUUGGGACCUGGAGUACAAACCGGAAGACUCCUAUCCAACCUCAGGCUCUGGGUCCAGAAGCCCCCGAGCCUUGCUCCGAGUUCCCGUCAAACAGGGAUGCGAUCGAAGAUAGUCCCACGGAUACAGCCGGGGCCGUGAUGUACUGGAAAUUCCCUGAUGGGCUGGUCCGAACAGCGGACAAGGCAGCAUCGUACGGUCUCCCGUGGCGGUUCAUGAACGGCGGAUUUCAGGAAUUCAUUGUGGAGAAGGUGUCAGAUGAAACGGCGAGGGCCGGACUCGCCGGUACAUUGCCCUGUGGGGACAUUUACUCUGGCUCGACCCUUGUUGGUGUCCCUUUCUCGCGCGGUACUAUCGAGUCGGUCGAGGGCUUCGAGCCCAAGGUCAACUUCACGAUCAACAACGGCCACGACUGGUUCCGCAUCGAUGCAGACAAGAAGCAUGGGCGCCUGGGCAUAACGGUCAUUGCUACUGAUGCCGAAGGCUGGUGCAUGCGCGUCAUGGCCGACGGCGUCGUCGAGUUGAACGAGCCUACUCUGGGUUUGAUUAUGGGUCAUCCUGAAGCAAAGAGUACACCCUUCGGCUCUGCAGUUGAGCAAAUGAGAUUCGAGUGUGGCCAUGAACCUUACAAGCCGAUUGAAAACAUGAUGUUUGCUGUCAGCAUGCGUUUCCUGAAGGAAGAGAGUGGUGAACUGUUUGCCGAUAUCCGACUGUCCAGGAUUGUUGCAGGGUCUGGUUAUGAAUGA
Molecule: messenger RNA, 1257 nt
Organism: Aspergillus pseudoviridinutans
Lineage: Eukaryota; Fungi; Ascomycota; Eurotiomycetes; Eurotiales; Aspergillaceae
Exons: 4
Coding region: 1-1257 (418 amino acids)
Source: RefSeq, a predicted model, not a curated record